This is a messenger RNA of Capra hircus (goat), 4232 nucleotides long. It is a transcript of the gene TLR8, whose product is annotated as toll like receptor 8. Gene Ontology annotation, cellular component: plasma membrane. Gene Ontology annotation, molecular function: pattern recognition receptor activity; protein binding. The transcript is spliced from 3 exons. Bases 150 to 3251 code for a protein of 1033 amino acids. Gene Ontology annotation, biological process: positive regulation of interleukin-6 production; canonical NF-kappaB signal transduction; toll-like receptor signaling pathway. NCBI's taxonomy places the organism in Eukaryota, Metazoa, Chordata, Mammalia, Artiodactyla, Bovidae. The record is from RefSeq and is a predicted model, not a curated record.
CACCCAACAGCACAGAGGUUGCCACUCGGCAGCACUGCAGGUUCUAGAAUGAGCAGUUAGGACACCACCAGAGGCGCGUCCGCCCCUGCCUUCACUUGGUGCCUGAAUUCCUGAACCCAAGGCUCUGGAUUCAACCUUUCAAGGAAAACAUGACCCUUCGCUUUUUGCUUCUGACCUCCCUUUUCCUGCUCAUCUCCGAUUCCUGUGAGUUCUUCACUGAAGCCAGUUAUCCCCGAAGCUAUCCUUGCGAUGUGAAAAACAAAAAUGGCUCUUUUAUUGCAGAAUGUAACAGUCGUCGAUUACAGGAAGUACCCCAAACAGUGGACAAAGCUGUGACAGAAGUAGACCUGUCUGAUAAUUUCAUCACACGUAUAACGAAUGAAUCCUUUCAAGGGCUGCAAAAUCUGACUAAAAUCAACCUGAACCAUAAUGCCAAGUCCCAGAGUGGAAAUCCUGCUGUAAAGAAAGCUAUGACUAUUACAGACGGGGCAUUUCUCAACCUCAAACACCUAAGGGAGUUGCUGCUGGAAGACAACCAGUUACAAGAAAUACCGGCUGGUUUGCCAGAAUCUUUGAAAGAACUUAGUCUAAUUCAAAACAAUAUAAUUACGUUAACGAAAAAGAACACUUCUGGACUUGGGAACCUGGAACGUCUCUAUUUGGGCUGGAACUGUUAUUUUGCUUGUAGUAAAAAAUUUAGCAUAGAAAAUGGAGCAUUCCAAAACCUUACCAAGUUGAAGGUGCUGUCAUUAUCUUUUAAUCCCCUUCACAGCGUGCCACCGAGUCUGCCAAGCUCGCUAACAGAACUCUACCUUAGCAAUACCCAUAUUGGAAACGUCAGUGAAGAAGACUUCAAGGAACUGAGCAAUUUAAGAGUACUAGAUUUAAGUGGAAACUGCCCGAGAUGUUUUAACGCUCCGUUUCCCUGUGUACCUUGCCAAGGAGGUGCUUCAAUUCAGAUACACCCUCUUGCUUUUCAAACUCUGACCCAACUUCGCUACCUAAACCUCUCUAGCACUUCGCUCCGGAAGGUUCCUGCCAGCUGGUUUGACAACAUGCACAAUCUGAAGGUGUUGGAUCUUGAAUUCAACUAUUUAAUGGACGAAAUAGCCUCGGGGGAAUUUUUGACAAAAUUGCCCUCCUUAGAAAUACUUGAUUUAUCUUACAACUACGAACUGAAAAAAUAUCCUCAGCACAUUAACAUUUCCAAAAAUUUCUCAAAGCUUAUAUCUCUCCAGAUGUUGCAUUUAAGAGGUUAUGUGUUCCAGGAACUUAGAAGGAAAGAUUUCAAGCCCCUGCAGCACCUCUCAAAUUUAACGACUAUCAACUUGGGUGUUAACUUUAUUAAGCAGAUUGAUUUUAGCAUUUUCCACUGGUUCCCCAACCUGAAAAUCGUUUACUUGUCAGAAAACAGAAUAUCGCCCUUGGUCAGUGAUACUGAGCAACAUGAUGCAAAUAGGACCUUUUUCCAGAGUCACAUCCUGAAGCGACGCUCAGCUGAUAUUCAAUUUGACCCACAUUCGAAUUUUUAUCAUAACACCCAUCCUUUAAUAAAGACAGAAUGUUCACGUCUUGGCAAUGCCUUAGAUUUAAGCUUGAACAGUAUUUUCUUUAUUGGGGUAAACCAGUUUAAAGAUUUUGGAAACAUUUCCUGUUUAAAUCUGUCUUCAAAUGGCAAUGGCCAGGUGUUAAAUGGAACGGAAUUUUCACGCUUGUCUGGUAUCAAGUAUUUGGAUUUGACAAACAAUAGACUAGACUUUGAUGAUGAUGCUGCUUUCAGUGAGUUGCCAUUGUUGGAAGUUCUCGAUCUCAGCUACAAUGCGCACUAUUUCCGAAUAGCAGGGGUAACGCACCGUCUAGGAUUUAUUGAGCAUUUAACUAACCUGAGAGUUUUAAACUUGAGCAACAAUGACAUUUUUACUUUAACAGAAACACAACUGAAAAGCGCGUCCCUAGGAGAAUUAGUUUUCAGUGGGAACCGCCUUGACCUUCUGUGGAAUGCUCAAGAUGUCAGGUACUGGCAAAUUUUUCAAAAUCUCACCAAUCUGACCCGGCUUGACUUAGCCCGUAAUAACCUUCAGCAUAUCUCCAGUCAGACCUUCCUUAACUUGCCCAGGACUCUCACUGACCUAUAUAUAAAUGAUAACAUGUUAAAUUUCUUUAACUGGUCAUUACUGGAAUACUUCCCUCACCUCAGGUUGCUUGACUUAAGUGGAAACCAGCUGUUCUUUUUAACCAAUAGCCUAUCUACAUUUGCAUCUUCUCUUGAGACGCUACUACUGAGUCGAAACAGAAUUUCCCACCUGCCAUCUGACUUUCUUUCUGGAGCCAGCAGCCUGAUACACCUCGAUUUGAGCUCCAACCAGCUCAAGAUGCUCAACAGAUCCACGUUUGAAACGAAGACCGCCACCAAGUUAACCAUUUUGGAACUAGGGAGUAACCCUUUUGACUGUACCUGUGACUUCGGAGAUUUUCGAGAAUGGAUGGACGGAAAUCUGAACGUCAGGGUUCCCAGACUGACCGAUGUCAUUUGUGCUAGUCCUGGGGAUCAAGAAGGCAAGAGCAUUGUGAGUCUAGACCUCACCACUUGUGUUUCAGAUACCAUUGCGGCCAUAUUCUGUUUCUUAACCUUUUCUGUCACCAUCUCAGUGAUGCUGGCUGCCCUGGCCCACCACUGGUUUUACUGGGAUGCUUGGUUUAUCUACCAUGUGUGCUUAGCUAAGGUCAAAGGCUACAGGUCUCUGUCCACAUCCCAGACUUUCUACGAUGCUUAUGUUUCUUAUGACACCAAAGACGCUUCUGUCACGGACUGGGUGAUCAAUGAAUUGCGCUUCCACCUGGAAGAGAGUGAGGACAAGAACGUGCUCCUGUGUUUAGAGGAAAGGGAUUGGGACCCGGGUCUAGCCAUCAUCGACAACCUCAUGCAGAGCAUCAACCAAAGCAAGAAAACAAUAUUUGUUUUAACCAAAAAAUAUGCCAAAAACUGGAAUUUUAAAACGGCAUUCUACUUGGCCUUGCAGAGGCUAAUGGAGGAGAAUAUGGAUGUGAUUGUCUUUAUUCUGCUGGAGCCAGUGUUGCAGCAUUCGCAGUAUUUGAGGCUGCGGCAGAGGAUCUGCAAGAGUUCCAUCCUCCAGUGGCCUGAUAACCCCAAGGCGGAAGGCUUGUUUUGGCAGAGUCUGAAAAAUGUCGUCCUAACAGCCAACGAUUCACGGUAUAACAACUUGUAUGUCAAUUCCAUUAAGCAGUACUAACUGAUGUUAAGCCAGGGGUCACAGGCAUAGUCAAAAUGCACAGCAAUGCUCCUUUUGUUCUUAGCUGUCACUUGCUGUAUAACAGAGUACUCCAAACUUUAUAGCUUAAAAUGAUACACUUUGUUGUGUCAUCGUCUCUGUGGACCAGGAAUCCGGGCUUGAGUUCUGGCUCAGGGCCCCUCAAAGGCAGUAAUCUCUCUGUCAGCCAGGGCCACAGGCAUCUACUACGGUUAGCAUCCACUUCAGAGGCUGCAUUUGUGUGGUGGUUUUCAGGACUGAGUUCUCCCUGGGCUGCCGGCCCAAGGCUACACUCAGUUCAUGGCCACAUGGAUGGACCCUUCCCUGUGGCCGCUUGCUUUAGCAAAGCCAGCAAGAAAGACAGGUUGCUGACACAAUGGAAGUCGCCAUCUUUGUAACCCAAUCAGGGAAGUGAUAACACCUCACUCUGGCCAUAUUCUGCUGGUUAGAAGUAAAUCAGCGGCCCUGCCAGCUCCAUGGGAGUGAUCACCUCAGUCCGGGGAAAGUAGUCUAUGACCAAGGUGGGCAGUCAUGGUAAGCUCGCUCAGCCUGCCAUCUCAGUCGUAAAUGGUGAACACCAGGAGCAGGGAUCACUGUGGCCAUCCUGACAGUUGGCCUGCUCUGCCUUCUUUUCAGUAUCUCAGAACUUUUGUGACUGUAAUAGUUCUGAUGUUAAGUUGCUAUUUAGAUUUAUCAUAUAUCCAUGGCUAUGUGGUUAUAUUAUGUUAUGGUUGCAUUAGGCCUUCUUUUAUAAUUAGUUUUUAUAAAUACUGGCUAUAAUAUUUCAAUUCUAAGGUUUAGAUACCAUUUAAAGGCUAAGAUGGAUGGUAGUUAAGUUUGUUUGUUUGUUUGCUUAACCAUUUUUUUAAGUCUGCAGCUAAAUUAGAAACAUUUGGCAUUAUCUGUCAAUCACCAUUGCUGUAAAUCAUGAAGUUAAUUAUUAAAAUGCUUCUUUUCACAUCA